AUGGAAGCCCUAGCUCAGCUUCUCUUUCUCCUGUUACUCUGGAUCCCAGAUACCACUGGAGAAGCCACGUUGACACAGUCUCCAGCCUCCCUGUCUUUGUCUCCAAGGGAAAGCGCCACCCUCACCUGCAGGGCCAGUCAGAGUGUUAGCAAAUACUUAGCCUGGUACCAGCAGGAACCUGGGCAGGCUCCCAGGCUCCUCAUCUAUGAUGCAACCACCAGGGCCUCUGGCAUCCCGGCCCGGUUCAGUGGCAGUGGGUCGGGGACAGACUUUACUCUUACCAUCAGCAGCCUGGAGCCUGAAGAUGUUGCUGUUUAUUACUGCUAUCAGAGAGGUUCAAAUAGGAAAACGUUCGGCCAGGGGACCAAGGUGGAAAUCAAACGGUCUGAUGCCCAGCCAUCUGCCUUCCUCUUCCACCCAUCUGAACAGCAGUUAGAGACUGGAACUGCCUCUUUCGUGUGCUUUGUGAAUGGCUUUUACCCCAAAAAUAUCAAAGUCAGCUGGAAAGUGGAUGGAGUUGUCCAGGACAGCAACAUCCAGGAGAGUUUCACUGAGCAGGACAGCAAGGACAGCACAUACAGCCUCAGCAGCACCCUGACGCUGCCCAGUUCCCAGUACCAAAGCCAUAGUCUCUACACCUGCGAGGUCAGUCACCAGUCCCUGGCCUCCGCCCUGGUCAAGAGCUUCAAUAAGAACGAAUGUUAGAGCGAGAGGCCUGCAGGCUCGUCUGUCACCUGUGCUGGGUCCCAGCCCCCUCCCUCGCCUCCUCAGGCCUCAGGCCCU
This is a messenger RNA of Balaenoptera ricei (Rice's whale), 783 nucleotides long. RefSeq names its product immunoglobulin kappa light chain-like. Lineage: Eukaryota; Metazoa; Chordata; Mammalia; Artiodactyla; Balaenopteridae. The record is from RefSeq and is a predicted model, not a curated record. Gene Ontology annotation, biological process: immune response; immunoglobulin production.